Messenger RNA from Sparassis crispa, 1368 nucleotides. RefSeq names its product Flap endonuclease GEN 1. The record is from RefSeq and is a predicted model, not a curated record. The transcript has 7 exons. Lineage: Eukaryota; Fungi; Basidiomycota; Agaricomycetes; Polyporales; Sparassidaceae. Gene Ontology annotation, molecular function: 5'-flap endonuclease activity. Bases 1 to 1368 code for a protein of 455 amino acids.
AUGGGCGUGAAUGGCCUUUGGGAGCUUCUGAAGCCCACUCGAGAGGAAACAUCCCUCAAGCUGCUCGCCUUGCGUGACAGAUUCGAAGGCCGUCCCGGCGAGCGGCUGUAUCGGCUUGGUAUUGACACAAGCAUCUGGUUCCAUCAACUUCAGGAACAGUUCGUGGCCAGGCACGCCAACUCAAGUGAAAACCUGGAGUUGCGCAGCCUGCUCCACCGCCUCGCAAGACUGCUCAAGCUACCCGUGCGCCCCCUUUUCGUCUUCGAUGGACCGGGCCGACCUGCACACAAAUGCUCCCGCAAGGUCGUCGGGAUGCACUGGAUGGUCGGAAACACACAGAAGCUCCUCGAUGCAUUUGGGUACGAGUGGCGCAUGGCCCCUGGUGAAGCUGAGGCUGAGCUGGCUAAGCUGAACCAGCUCGGCAUUGUCGACGCCAUUCUGACGGACGAUAGCGAUGCACUCAUUUUUGGCGCCCGCACCGUGAUCAGAAAUUACAAAGUGGACGCGGAGGAUGAGAAUGGCUUGCGUCGAUGCGGGCCUCAGACUGCCCUCGCAAUCAUGCGCUAUGGACUUGGCGAGUCGCUCUGUGAUGCUGCCAUGGUGCUCGGCAACAACAAGACCGAACUGUCCGCAUUCCUGUCUGGUUGGCGUGACAGGCUGCGGUCCAUCCUUAGCACUGAUCCCGACAAUCACCUUGGCCACCAUCACAUCGCACUGUCAAACUCAGUCCCUGACUUGUUCCCUGAUGUCGCUGUGCUCCGAGCAUACCUCAGCCCCUCAACAUCAGCAAAUAUCCCGCACCUCCCAGCUCAUCCCCUGCCUGUUGACCUGGCAAAGCUCAGCACCUUCUGCGAGCUGCACUUUGGCUGGAGAACAAAGUCGGGGAUCAUCAAGCAUGUCCGCGAGUGGCUGUGGCCUGGUAUGGCCCUCAAACUCCUUGUCGCUGAAGCAGUCGCCUAUGACCGGCGACACCAGAAACAGGGUGCACACUCCACUCUCGCAGCACCACCGUUGGAGGUCUGGCUGCAACCUGAUCACUCCACGGACCAGGAUAAUGUCCGUGUGAUAGCAAUCGACUGCAGUUCUGCUGACAUUGCCAUCUCCAACCUCUUUGGUGUACGACUGUCUCCUCACCCGUCGGGCACGCAACAACUGAACUACAGUGCGAGGCCUCUGAAGCUCUGGGUUCCUUCGACAAUAGUUCAUCAUGCGCGUGCCUGUUCCUGUGGCGUAGACCCAUCAACAUUCUCUGAUGUCAUCAACCUGACCACCAGUGAUGAUGAUGAUGAUGAUGUGGAGCAGCAGGAAGUCAUCUCUCUGAUAAUGGAUGACCCAGUUGUUAUUGAUCUCACCAUUGAUGAUAAUUGA